Molecule: messenger RNA, 1680 nt
Organism: Puccinia triticina
Lineage: Eukaryota; Fungi; Basidiomycota; Pucciniomycetes; Pucciniales; Pucciniaceae
Exons: 3
Coding region: 1-1680 (559 amino acids)
Source: RefSeq, a predicted model, not a curated record
AUGCGCCCGAGGAAGUCGCAAAAAAUCUACGAACAAAAGCGUACUUCAACUUGGAUUCGGAAUGGCUGGCUAUGCGUCCCAAGCUACGUUCUGAGUUUACCCCCCCAGCUCCUCAGUCAGGCCCGGACAAUCUGGAGAGGAUACGGCCAAAAAUGUGGAAAAAUCAAGAUUGAAGCGAUGGAAACAGACCACAAACGCAUUGUGAAUAGCAUCAGGCGUGUCAAGAGGCGAGACGAAUUCCUGGGGGAGGAAGUGGAAAAGUUCGAUCGCCACGUGAAGGUGCUGGUUCAAGCAAGACUGUAUGACCUUUACGCAGACUCAGAAUUAUCCAUCUGCGCAAGCCAUCAGGCUGCCCCACCUCCGACCAGUCCUCUCUUAUCAGCUUUCAAUUGGUUCGUUCCAUCACUCAAGUGUUUCGGGCUCGACUACCUGAUUGAUACCCACAAAUAUCGUAUUUCGGAGACCAACAGCUUGGGUGAAUCCGUUGAUUCAGUAGCUCACCCAGACAAAAAAGCGUUAUCAGGUUUCUCUGAGAAUAUUGGAGCACGUACAAUUGAAAAUGAAAAUGGAGAUGAAAGUCUGAAGAGAAAAGGAACCAAAAAUAGAGAAGUGGAAUUGCAUGGAGACCCACUGGGCUUGGUUCAAAAUGAGGUUUUUGCUCUGGGUGAAUUGUGGGAGAGAUUAGAAAAUCUUAUACUCUACGGUAUAACAGAGCCCUGUGGGCCAUGUCUCAGGGAAGUUGACCCCGUGGUUGCUCAUUGGCUCUCAAGUCGUGAGGAGGGGCAAUUGAAAGAUGACUCCCUUUCUUCCAGGCUAGUCCGAGAUCAGCACCAAUUCACCAUGCGACAUUUUGUGCAUGCAGUGUUCAGAUUGGGAAAAUACAUCGGGAAGUACAAUCUCCUGCCACCCACCUUUACUUCAAAAAUCAAACUCUUUGAGCCAGAUAACCUUGUGCCAAUCAUCAAGUUUUACAUCACCCAAUCAUUUCAAGAUGAAAUCAUCUGGGAAAUACUCAUAUGGAAGCCUCAAGGAUUCAUCUUUGGGCUAGAUUUCUUGAAAAAGUAUGACUUUUUUGAGUGCUUCCACAGCCUCAUUCAAGAACAGGUUUCCAGCAAAGAAUACAACAAGAUAUUCACACAUCACCUGAUAAAGUCCAUCUCAGGAAAGUUUAUACAAGAAAAAGGUAUGAGCAUUGAUGAUUUGGGUUGUGUUAAAUUUAUCAGGAUUCAUGAAGGAUUUCGAGCCCAUGAAUUUCUUGAAGAUUUGAAUGAGAUUGAUCAAAUGCUGAAAUUGCCAAUCCAAGGUGUACACAAAGCAUCAGAAAAGAUGGAGAUUAGAAGGCACAAGGUUUUUCCAACAAUAAAAGAAAUGUUCAUGUGCUUCAAUGAGCCCUCAGAUAUUUUGAAGGGGACCUAUCAGGAAUGCAGACUUCUCAGUAUUUACUACAUGGUUUAUUUCAUGAAGAUGUACUAUAAAGAAUUGAUAGAUGAAUUAAUCCUGCCACCUGAAAUCAAAAAGAUUGUCUUUGAUAAUAAGAUUGAAUACAUGAAUACUUUCUUCCACAAAAUCCAAGAAAACAAUCAUUCAAACCUCAAAAAAGAAAUUCAUAGUGAUGCAAUUGAAGUUGUAAACUGGAAAGCAAAGGUGGAUGAUAAAUUCAAGCCUUUUAAAACAAAUUGA